Messenger RNA from Babesia bigemina, 1473 nucleotides. Its product is annotated as splicing factor, CC1-like family protein, putative. The record is from RefSeq and is a predicted model, not a curated record. Gene Ontology annotation, molecular function: RNA binding. The transcript is spliced from 3 exons. The coding region runs from base 1 to 1473 and encodes 490 amino acids. Gene Ontology annotation, biological process: mRNA processing. Gene Ontology annotation, cellular component: nucleus. Lineage: Eukaryota; Apicomplexa; Aconoidasida; Piroplasmida; Babesiidae.
AUGGAAACAGCUGACGUUGCAGAUGUCGGCAAAGUGAUUCCCGACAGGGAUCGCGAAAGCCGCGAGCCUAGAGACAAGAGCCCUAGUCGCUACCACCGGCGCGACCGCUCGAUGUCACGUAGCCCGAGAAGGUACCACCGAUCGCGGAGGCACUCGGAUAGCUACAGCUCAUCGCGCGGCCAUCGCGAACGAUCGCACCGAAGGCACUCCAGACACAGCCGUUCCAUCAGCCGAGACCGCGAAUCAUCCAGGAGGCGCCACAGCAGGUCCACUCGCAGAGAGCGUAGCCCAUCACGACAACGCAGCUAUCGUGAGAGCGAGAAGCGAAGCAGGGCGCGCGAUGAAAGGGCGCCUGUGGACCCGGAAGAGCGCGCCAGAUUGGAGCACGAGCAGAGGAGACAGCGUGAGAUUGAGGAGGCGCAGCGCGAGGACCUCACCGUGCUCGUGAUCAACCUACACCUCGGCGCAGAUGAACGCAAAAUAUACGAAGCAUUCAGUGAACAUGCAGGAAAAGUGCGAGAUGUGCAAUGCGUGCGCGACGCCAGGUCCGGAAGGUCAAAGGGAGUGGCGUACGUGGAGUUCUACACGCAGGAGUCUGUCAUCAAGGCGCUCGCGAUGAACGGGUUUGAACUGAACGGUCAACGCAUUCGUGUCCAGUCAUCGCAGGCUGAGAAGAACAGGGCGGCGAGGGCGGCGAAGCUCAUCCAGCAACAGACGGUCGAGGUCGCCGACUCGCCGUUCACCGUCCAGGUCACAGGACUGACAGGGUCCCUGUCCGCCAUCACCGAGGUCGAGAUCAAGCAGAUGUUCUCGCCCUUCGGGACCAUUAUCAACGUCGAAAUCAUGCGCGACCCGCACUCUGGUCUGCCGCUAGGUCACGCGUUCCUCAAGUUCAAACGCGCGUCGGAGGCUAAGGAGGCCGUGUCCGCGAUGAACGGCUUCGACAUCGGAGGUCAGACAAUCAAAGUGGCAUAUGCAACAGGCGCUAAUGCAACCGGAAGGCUGGCGUCACAUGGAGAAGUUGACAUUGAGCGUCUGGAUGAGGACGGAGGCGGCCUCAUUUCAGGCGCCAACAACAAAAUCGCAUUGAUGCACAAGCUACAAAGGACAUCGUCUUCGGAUACUGCCGGUGCAGCGCAAUCGGCACAAUCGGUGGCCCACACCGGCAUAUCGAACGCGCCAACGUGUAACGUGAUCCUGAAUAACAUGUUCAGCUCAUCAGAUCCCACGGUAUCGGAGCCCAACUUCUUCAGUGAAGUGGAGGAAGACGUGAACGAUGAGUGCAACAAAUACGGUAAGGUAGUCAAAGUAUACAUCAACAGGCAAGCCGUGGACGGAAAGGUCUGGGUCAAGUUCGGGAACCUUUUGGACGCCACGGUGGCAUAUCGAAGCCUCAACGGGCGCGUAUUCGCGGGUAACACCAUCAAGGUCGAAUAUGUCACGGAUGACCACUGGCAGAAGAUGGUCAGGUAG